Messenger RNA from Myzus persicae (green peach aphid), 2396 nucleotides. RefSeq names its product organic solute transporter alpha-like protein. Gene Ontology annotation, biological process: transport. The transcript is spliced from 7 exons. The record is from RefSeq and is a predicted model, not a curated record. Gene Ontology annotation, molecular function: transporter activity. NCBI's taxonomy places the organism in Eukaryota, Metazoa, Arthropoda, Insecta, Hemiptera, Aphididae. The coding region runs from base 305 to 1525 and encodes 406 amino acids.
CUUGCGAACGUGUGCAUGCCAUCGCACUCGUUGCAGUGGUGACACAGUACUCGACUCGAAAUGACGGACUCCGCGAUCGACGGCUGCGAGAACGGCAAUUCGGUAUAAAUAUGAGACAACGGCGGUAGUAAACAUUUUUGAAAAAAUGAUUUUUACACUCGUUCAAAGCGAAAUGUCGAAAAAUUGAAUAUUGAUACCGAGUGCCGUGACCGUCAGCUAUUCAAUCACACGAAGUAUUUUUACCCGGCAUUGUUCCUGUGUACAUAGACUUCAACGAGCCGAGACUAGCGCAAUCCUCUGAAAUAUGACGGCAAUGGGCCCUGCAGCUUUGGUCAUGUACAACGUGUCCGACGAUGCGGAAUACUACGCCGAUCUGACCACUAUGGUCCAGCGGGAUGCUGCAGCGGAACUUGCAACCGUCUCGCCAGCGUCUCCCGGACGCCUAUUGUCCGUCGAUUACCCGUUCGCGAUCAGCAAACAGUCGACGCCGACUACUACGGCCGUCAUCGAUUAUGCGGUCAGAAACGUUUCUGUGGCUCUGUGCCAUCAGCCCUCCGGCAUACCAUCUGUCGACGAAUAUUUUACCGCUAUAAACCUGACGGGAGUGACGAUAUUUACGGUUGGUGCUGUAAUCGUGGUCAUGAUCCUGUAUCUGUAUGUGGACACUCUGAGGUGUAUCAUCAAAAAUGCGCCGCCCAUGGUUAAAACCCACUCUGCGUUCAUACUUAGCGUAUACCCGGUCGUCGCGGUGGCCACUUAUUGCGCAAUCCUGGUGCCUAGAGCUCACCUUCUGGCCGAAGCCAUGACUCAGGGCAUGUUCAUGGCUUCGAUGUAUCAGCUGUUCUGUCUGUUCAUGGCGUACUGCGGUGGAGAAGCCAAUCUCAUCGCUUCCGUAAAACCACAGUCGUUGGACAUGCAAGUGCCACCCUGUUGCUGUUGGCCGUGCUGCUGUUUUUUGCCUAAAUUCACGCUAACCAAGAAACAUUUAAGGCACCUGAGAAUGUUGGUGCUACAAUUGCCCGUAGUCCAAGGUUUUGUAUACAUGGUGUUGCUCGUCAUGUGGGCUGAAGAAGAGAGCUUGUACCAAGUCAACUACAUGUACAUGCAACCAUUCAUCGUGAUAUCCAUCAUAUGCGGCAUGUGGGGCAUCUCGAUGACCAUGAGAGUGCUCGGAGAAAUACUCAAGGAUCACGGCAUCCAAGGGAAAUUCGUGGUGCUCCAACUGGUGCUGGUAUUGGCCAAGUUACAGGGACUAGCGUUUAGAGGGAUAGUGUGGGCAGGAUGGUUACCCUGCAAGCCUCCAAUUUCACCCACCGUUUAUGCGAAUCUGAUAUACAACUCGACCAUGUUAUGGGAAAUGUUGGUGUUGGCCGCGUUGGCCAGGAAGCUCUACAAGAAACCGUUGCCGGACCAGUGUUUCGUCGAUCCUCCGAAGAUCACGUGCUGUGUGGAUUUGCCUAGCAACCAGGAAAACAACAACAUCAUAACCGGCACGUACAACCAGUGUUUCGACAUGAAUGCUUAGAAAAAUAUAUAAAGUCAUAUCGUUCCAGUUGGUGCACCAUGUACGCGGUGACCGCCAUGGGCAACUCUUUAUUGGUUUUUGACUUUGAUGACGACACACGCGUAUCUAUUCCACGCGUACCUAUAAAUACAUAAUAAUAUGUGAUAUUAUGUUAUAUGCAUAGGCGUGCCGAGUGCGCAAAGUUUAAUCGUAGCAGGGUAUGCUGCUUCCAAAAUUUGCUCCCUGAAAAUAUAAAUGCCCUAAAUAGUGAAAUACUCUUUUAACCUACCUUUGCCUUUAAAAUAUUUAUUAUUUAUUAGUAUUUAUUACUACAACUACUCGUACUUACGCUUUUUAUUUGAAAAUAAUAAUAGGUUUUACAAUAAACUACCGUCAUAGCGAAAAAAUGUAUAACUUAGUUGGUAGUUUUAAAUGUUUGUAAAUAUAUUUAUAUACUUUUCAUGUGUUGAGCGGGGUUUGAACCCCCACUCACCGUUUCUAUGGCCCUGUCUAUCCCAGCAGGGUACCAACCCUUAUGUGCAAGCGCAUACCCUGUGCAGUGUACACAAGCCUCGUCCGCAUGCCUAUGCCUAUAUUACAAGUAUUUAGUAUAUAGUAUAUUAUUGUAUUAUGCUAUGAGUGCUGAUUUCACGUCGCUUUACAUAGGCACUUCCUAUUCGAAAUAUCGAUUUACUAUAGUAUAAUUUAUUAUAGAUAGUAGUGCACGUGUACCAGUGUAAGAGCAACUCCGAUUUUUUCGUCGGAAAGUGAAAAGCACACACACAACAUUAGGUACCUAUAUUAUUAUACUCUGUAGCCGACUAAAGACGCGUUUUUAUACCUACUGUACAUUUUUUUUAUUUUUAAAUAUAUUUUUACGAAACGUUUUAUA